Messenger RNA from Arvicola amphibius (Eurasian water vole), 759 nucleotides. It is a transcript of the gene Nxph3, whose product is annotated as neurexophilin 3. The coding region runs from base 1 to 759 and encodes 252 amino acids. Lineage: Eukaryota; Metazoa; Chordata; Mammalia; Rodentia; Cricetidae. The transcript is spliced from 2 exons. The record is from RefSeq and is a predicted model, not a curated record. Gene Ontology annotation, molecular function: signaling receptor binding.
AUGCAACUGACCCGCUGCUGCUUCGUGUUCCUAGUGCAGGGCAGCCUCUAUCUGGUCAUCUGUGGCCAAGAUGAUGCCCCCCCUGGCUCAGAGGACUCUGAGCAUGAUGACCAUGAAGGCCAGCCUCGGCCCAGGGUGCCUCGGAAGCGAGGUCACAUCUCACCUAAGUCCCGCCCCUUGGCCAACUCUACACUCCUAGGGCUGCUGGCCCCACCUGGGGAGGUGUGGGGUGUCCUCGGGCAGCCCCCCAACCGCCCCAAGCAAAGCCCCCUACCCUCGACCAAGGUAAAAAAAAUAUUUGGAUGGGGUGAUUUCUACUCCAACAUCAAGACAGUGGCGCUGAACCUGCUGGUCACGGGGAAGAUUGUGGACCACGGCAACGGGACCUUCAGCGUCCACUUCCGUCACAACGCCACAGGCCAGGGUAACAUCUCCAUCAGCCUUGUGCCCCCCAGUAAAGCUGUAGAGUUCCACCAGGAACAGCAAAUCUUCAUCGAAGCCAAGGCCUCCAAAAUCUUCAACUGCCGGAUGGAGUGGGAGAAAGUAGAACGGGGCCGCCGGACCUCGCUCUGUACCCACGACCCAGCCAAGAUCUGUUCCCGAGAUCACGCUCAGAGCUCCGCCACCUGGAGCUGCUCCCAGCCCUUUAAAGUUGUCUGUGUCUACAUUGCUUUCUAUAGCACGGACUAUCGGCUGGUGCAGAAAGUGUGCCCAGAUUACAACUACCACAGCGAUACCCCCUAUUACCCAUCUGGGUGA